AUGAGACUUAACGUCUCCGACGUUAACUUCACUGGGUCGAUUCCUCCAGGACCCCGCAAGAAACGGGCAGCCGGUGCCAAGGGGAAAACUAGCUUCUUCCAAGAGCAUAUUGCUUUGAAGGGCCUGACAUCUGUGGAGGCUACAAUACAUGUUUUCAAAUGGAUGCGGCACGACUGGGACAUGGGGACGAUGUUCGCGUGGCCAAACGUUAGGACAUGCAUCAAGGAACCGUACCGUUUUACGGCACGACUCGCUCGGAAAGACCGGCUUGACUCGAAUGACUACCAGGUACCUUUAUUCCGAGAUGUUGACUUCAAGAUGAAUGAUUCGGCGGAAGCCCGCCAGAGGGUGCUGCAAUUGAUGAGCAAUACCGCUCAAUUCCACAAAGGCUCGCCUGUCGGAGAUUUGGGGCAAGCCAUGAAGAAGAUUCCCUCGGCCCACCAGCUCCAAUUCUUGAUGUGGACAUUCAUGCAGCAAAUGGACAUCAUGAGCGAGAUAAGGGAUCAAAUCCUAGCGGAACAUAGCUGGACACUGGUCUCAACUCUGAGAUGCCGCGAGUUAUACCAGAGCCAUUCCGACAAGUCAAUACCGAUGUCGCACAACGAAAAGAACGCCAUGAGACGCAUGAUCAGUCAUACAUUGCUCUUCUCGAAGGGGGACCCGCCAAAAAUGGCACUAGCUGGAGGACCGUCCUUAUAUGCCAGGUUCUCGCGAGAGGGAUACUCAGAUCCGGUCCAAAUCAUGAGCUCUUCCGCAGGAAUUCCGCAGCGAAUGGGCCCUCAUCCUCCGCUCUCCAAAUCAGAACAGGCUAUUAUAAAAGUUUUGGGAUAA
This is a messenger RNA of Penicillium hordei, 831 nucleotides long. RefSeq lists its product as uncharacterized. The coding region runs from base 1 to 831 and encodes 276 amino acids. NCBI's taxonomy places the organism in Eukaryota, Fungi, Ascomycota, Eurotiomycetes, Eurotiales, Aspergillaceae. The record is from RefSeq and is a predicted model, not a curated record. The transcript has a single exon.